AUGCAAGUCAAUAAUUCUCUUACUCAAUUUCGUUUGUCGACACCUCGUACAUUUGUACGUAUGCUUGAUUUCAUUCGAAAUGUCUCGCAAGGCAAUUGGAUUGUCACGUCUAUUCGAUCGAAUUGGUACUUCAUGGUGCCAACACCAGCUGAUAGUGAGAUGACGUGGAACUCAUUGUGGGCGAAACCUCGUUUCUAUAACAACGGUAGCUGUUCAUGUGGUACAAGUUCGAUGUGUAGCUCCCCAGCUGCUAUCGAUGGAAGACUUGUACCUGGUUUUCGUGUCGGUUGUUUUCCUCUCGAAGCUCUUCUUCAAUCAACACUUGAAUGUUUGUAUGAUAUUACCUGUAUCAAUAUGCUUCAGUCCAUGUAUACUUCAUCGAAUUUGAUCUACCAUCCACUCAAUUCAACUAUUUCAGCUUCGAAUACCACUGUUCAAUCACUUGUCAGCGAAUUGAUGGUUGAUCGAUGGGAAACUAGCAUGAAUUACACUGGAUAUUAUGCAUCAUGUGCACCUGUCUUAUGCACGUAUUCUAUUAAUGAAAAAGGUGAUCUGAUAUACAUUAUCACCGCUAUCCUUAGUAUAUAUGGUGGAUUGAAUGUUGCCCUAAAAUUAUUCACUCCUUUGAUCGUUAAAUUUGGUGGAUUUUUGUUAAUGCAUCAUCGACGACAAGUACAACCUAUAGUGGCUACGAUCGAAAUGCAUAAAUGA
Molecule: messenger RNA, 711 nt
Organism: Rotaria sp. Silwood1
Lineage: Eukaryota; Metazoa; Rotifera; Eurotatoria; Philodinida; Philodinidae
Source: the annotation of a GenBank genome assembly